AUGGGUAACAGAGGUAAAGGUAAAGGAGGAAAAAAUAGAAGAAGAGGAAAGCAUGAAAACUACUCUCAAAAGAGAGAGCUUGUACUCAGAGAAGAGGACCAGGAAUACGCACAAAUCACAAAGAUGUUAGGUAACGGACGUGUUGAAGCAACAUGUUUUGAUGGAGAGAAGAGAAUUGCACAUAUCCGAGGAAAAUUGAGAAAGAAGGUUUGGAUGCAGCAGGGAGAUAUUGUAUUGGUUGCAUUAAGGGAUUUCCAAGAUAAACAAUGUGAUGUGGUGCACAAAUAUAACUCUGAUGAGGCCAGAACGUUGGUUUCAAUGGGCGAAUUACCGGAAGGUGCUAAGAUCAACCAAACCGGUACGUUUGAUAUGGACGAGGAUGAGGACGCCAACUUUGAGUUUGGCACUGGAAGUGCAGACGAUACUGAUGAGGAAUUGGAUAUUGAUAAUAUUUGA
Brettanomyces nanus is the source of this 456-nucleotide messenger RNA. RefSeq names its product Translation initiation factor 1A (gene TIF11). Gene Ontology annotation, molecular function: translation initiation factor activity; RNA binding. Gene Ontology annotation, biological process: translational initiation. The transcript has a single exon. Bases 1 to 456 code for a protein of 151 amino acids. Gene Ontology annotation, cellular component: cytoplasm. The record is from RefSeq and is a predicted model, not a curated record. Lineage: Eukaryota; Fungi; Ascomycota; Pichiomycetes; Pichiales; Pichiaceae.